AUGAUCAUUUUCAUCAGAUUACUCGGUGCUAACAUUGUCGAUUCUCUCAAAUUCGACAAUGUUGAAAACUCAACCACCAUUGCCGAAAUUAAAAAACUUGUCCAUCAAGAAACCAAUUUAACACCAACCGAUAAAGUCAUUUGUUAUUUCAACAAUGUCGAAUUAACAUCCAAUGAUAUUACCUUGUGGGAUUUAUCGGUGAGAAAUAAUCAAACGAUUACCAUGGUGAUUGAACGUGAUACACAUGCAGAAAAGUUUAAAGUGUUAAAACCUAAAGAAUUGGGUGUAUUCAAAUCAUUCAUCAAUGAAAAAGGAGAACAUCAAGACACUCUCUUAGCACACAUCUUCUCCUUCCUCACUGCCAAAGACAUUGCUCUCUCGAUUGAACUCACCUGUCGUCGUUUCCGUAUUGCUACCAUUGCUCAUCACGAUAUUGCUUGGGAACCCUUAGUGAGACAACUCUAUGCUCGACACGAUGCUGCUUCCUCUCCAGCCACAAUUGCCUUAUUGAGUAAAACAAGUUCGAGUGCUGAAAAAGAAGAUGCUGAAAUUGGCUCUGAUGAAAAGGAAUCGAAAACCAUUCUUCAUUUCAAAGGAAUGGGAAUUGAUUGUCGAAAAUUGUACAAACAAACCAUCGUGAUUGAAAAAGUUUGGGAACAUAUCAAAAUGCUCACUCCCAAUCAACAAUCUUCUGGAGUCUUUUCACUUGAGAAACAACGAGAUUUGUUGAAUACUCAAAUUGCUCCCAAUGUGAGACAAGUGAAAAUUAAGAGAAAACCCAAAGAACUGACCGCAGAAGAUGAAGAAUUUCUCAAACAACACGAUUUGAAAAAACUCAAACUCGAUGUUCGUUCUCGAGCUAAAAAGAGUAAAGAAGAGAGAGAGGCCGAUCUUGAAAGAUAUUCUCGAUUCAAACGAUUGUCCAAAAGAAAAGAAGAAAUGGAACAUGGAACUUGGCAAGUCGUUCCCGAACAUUUACUCACAUUGAGUUAUGAGGAAUUGAUGAAACAUAGUUUUUCAUUCCGCAACAACAAUGUCUUUGGUUUUUACAACGAUAGAGGUCAAUAUUUCAUUGUGAAAAACAAGGAUGAAUUACUCUAUGUAGGUGAAUUGGAAAUUGUUGGUGACAAGUUCAAAAUUGCACACAUUCUCUGCAAUAAUUCUCAAUUGAGUGAUAAACAAAUUGCUCAAGAAUUCUUCCAAUAUAUGGCUCAAUGUACCACGAGUCAUAUCGAAGAGAAGAAACUCAUUCAUUUGAGUGUCAAUCCAAAGGGUGUUCAAGGUCUCUUUGUCGAUGCCAUUCUCGAUGUCUUGAUUACUUUACGUAAAUUUGAACAAGGUCAAGCAACAACAACUUGUGAACGUCCUCGUAUUGAAGUGAAAGAACCUGAGAAAUCACUUGAAAAGAAAUCUCAACAAAUGGGUCAUCAGAAAGGUCCUCUUCAACACUCUGUUUCUACCAUUGAGUUGACCGAUGAAGAAAAGAAUGAUCCAGAAUUUGAUCGAUUCACUUUUAAUGCUACUGUCAUGGCCUUUAAGGAAGAAGAAGGAAUUGAUGCUUCGAUGGAAUGUCUUGUUGAGACCUAUGUCGCUGCUUUCAUUCAAGCUUUGAAACAUGACAGUGUUGGAACUCUAGGUCUUCCUUUGUGUGAACAAGUAUUCUUUAGAAAGUUAAAGAAGGAAGAAGAAGAAACUUCUAAAUUUGGUAUUGCAUUGGCUCGGGCUGUCACUAAAUAUUUGCAAGAGACUGAAAAGACUCGUACUCAACAAGGAGCUGGUAGUAGCUCAUCAGCAGCAGCAGCUGAAGAGGAAGAACUUUCUGUGGAAGAGUCAUUGAGAGCUUCAUCUAAAAAGAAGAAGAAGAAGGUCUUUAGAAAGAUGGUCUUGGCUGUUGAGAAUGAAGAGGAUAAGCAACGUGUCAUUUCUAAUAUUGCUUCCUUCUAUGAAACUCAUUGA
Naegleria lovaniensis is the source of this 1956-nucleotide messenger RNA. RefSeq lists its product as uncharacterized. The transcript is spliced from 2 exons. Lineage: Eukaryota; Heterolobosea; Eutetramitea; Acrasida; Naegleriidae. Gene Ontology annotation, molecular function: protein binding. The record is from RefSeq and is a predicted model, not a curated record. The coding region runs from base 1 to 1956 and encodes 651 amino acids.